Molecule: messenger RNA, 2829 nt
Organism: Acanthochromis polyacanthus (spiny chromis)
Lineage: Eukaryota; Metazoa; Chordata; Actinopteri; Pomacentridae
Gene: ciao2b
Product: cytosolic iron-sulfur assembly component 2B
Exons: 5
Coding region: 138-617 (159 amino acids)
Biological process (GO): iron-sulfur cluster assembly
Cellular component (GO): cytosolic [4Fe-4S] assembly targeting complex
Source: RefSeq, a predicted model, not a curated record
GACUUUCUCGCUUGCCGUCGGUCGUUCCCGGAAGUGCUUUUAUAACUUGCUUACGGCUCUGCAGUUUGUGUUUGACAGCAUCCUGGGUUCAAGCCGAGAUUUUUUCCUGCACGACGUGGACCGAAAUCUUCAUUAAAAUGUCUGGAGGGGCCCGUUUGGAAAAUGCCAACCCGGUGAUCUUCCAACGGUCCGGGGAGAGGCUGCUCACCGCCUCGGAGGAGGACGAAGAUGUUCACGAUCCCAUCGACGACAGAGAAAUAUUCGAUCUGAUUAGAUCCAUCAAUGACCCAGAGCAUCCUCUGUCUCUGGAGGAGCUCAAUGUCGUGGAACAAAUACGAGUCCAGGUCGAUGAUGCAGGAAACACUGUAGGUGUUGAGUUCACUCCCACCAUCCCUCACUGCAGCAUGGCGACACUCAUCGGUCUGUCAAUCAAAGUCAAGCUGCUGCGCUCACUGCCGGACCGAUUCAAAAUCGAUGUUCAUAUCACUCCUGGAACUCACGCCUCAGAGGAAGCAGUGAACAAACAGCUGGCGGACAAAGAGCGAGUGGCAGCAGCUCUGGAGAACUCAUCUUUGCUGGAGGUGGUGAACCAGUGUUUGUCCACGAGAACCAUCUGACCUCAGCUCUGCCGUCUCCUGCUUUCCGCUGCUGAUUUCUGCUGCAGAACUCUCAACAAUGAGACAUGCUUGACUCUUUCUUUGACAGCUGAGAUGAAGCUUCGUGUCCAGCCAUGAAUAGAUGCAACUGGUAGACAGUGAUGUAGCAAAGAAACAGAUAGGAGAGUCCAGAUAUUUCCAGUGUUUUCUGAAGAAAUUUACAGGAAAACCCAGUGUGUACCUAAAGAGAAUAAUGCAAACUCUAUGUGGAGUCUUUAGGCAGAAAAAUGUCGACAAUUCAGAGAAAUUGUUCUUCUGUUUAUACACUUCAGAGAUGUGAGAAAAUGAGAAAACUGCCUCGGUUAGUACCUAUUUAAUUAAUAUGAUGAAAUUUGCAUUGUUACAUAUGAAGUAAAUUUUUAAGAGAAAAAUAUUUAGAGAUUCUGCCACAAGAAUUGCAACUUGUACAGUCGUUGACAAAAGUAUUGGCACCCCUGGAAUUUUUCCAGAAAAUACACCAUUUCUCCCAGAAACUGUAGCAAUUACAAAUUUUUUUGGUAUACAUGUGUUUAUUUCCUUGAUGUGCAUUGGAAAAACACAAAAAAGCAGGAGAGAAAAAGCCAAAAUUGACAUCAUUUUACACAAAACUCAAAAAAUGGGCUGUCGGUAAAUCAGAUUAUUUCAAACUCACUUGUGGCAAUUAACAGGUGCUGGUAAUAUAGAAAUUACACCUGAAGCUAGUUAGAAUGUAUAAAAGUUGACUCAGUGUUUGGAUUGUGUGCCUAUGUGUGUCAUACCAAGCACAGAGAAGAGAAAGAAGAGCCCAGAAUUGUCUGAGGACUUACAAAGCAAAAUUGUGGAAAAAUAUGAACAAUCUCAAGGUUACAAACCCAUCUCUAAAGAUCUUGAAGUUCCUUUGUCCACUGUGUGUAAUAUAAUCAAGAAGAUAAUAACCCAUGGAACUUUGACUAAUCUCCUUGGAUGGGGACAGAAGAGAAAAAAAUGAUGAAAGAAUGCAACACAGGAUAAUUCCAAUGGUAGAUAAACAUCCUCAAUCAACUUCAACACAAAUUCAGGCUGUCCUGCAGACUCAGAGUGCUAAAGUGUCAGCUCAGACCAUAUGUUGUUAUCUGAAUGAGAAGAAGCGCUAUGGCAGGAGACGGAAGAGAACCCCACUGCUGACAAAGUGACAAAAAAAUAGCCAGAUUGGAGUUUGCAAAAAUGUACCUGAGUACAAAGAAUAAAAAAAUAUACAGAAUAUAUCUAGAAUUAAAAAUAUAUAUAAGAAUAAAAAAUAUACACAAUAUAUUUCCUUUGCGCCACGCAAAUCGUGUCCUUUUCCACAGUGUUAGCUGAUCUCUUCCAACCCCACAGUGUUUGGAAUAGCAUCCCCAUCUUCCAAGCAUCAAUCCCUCUGGGAGAAUGUUUUGUUGACAGGUGAGACUAAAGUAGAGCGUUUUGGAAAAGCACGUCCUGCUGUUCACAGAAAACAGAAUGAGGCCUACAAAGAAACGAACACAGUACCUACAGUCAAACAUGGUGGAGGUUUAAAAAUCUUUUGAGGUUUUGCAGCCUCUGGCACUGGGUGCCUUGAUUGUGUGCACGGAAUCAUGAAAUCUGGAGACGAUCAAAAUAUUGUGGGCCCUCGUGUCAGAAAGCGAGUUCUGCGUCUUGGGUGUUCCAGCAGAACAAUGACCCGAAACAUAAUUCAAAUAGCACCAAAAAUGGUUGGAGGCAAAGCGCUGGAGAGUUCUGAGGUGGACAGGAAUGAGUCUGGAUCUAAAUCCCACUGAACACCUAUGGAGCGAUCUCAAGAAGGCACCCCUCAAAUGUGACAGACCUGGAGCAGUUUGCAAAAGAAUAGUGGUCCAAAAUUCCAUUUGAGAGGUGUAAGAAGAUUGCUGAUGGUUAUAGGAAGCAAUUGGUUCCAGUUAUUUCUUCAAAGGGGUGUGCAACCAAAUAUUGAGUUGAGGUUGUCAACAAUUUUGUCCAGCCCAUUUUUUGAAUUUUGUGUAAAAUGUCAAUUUUGGCUUUUUUCUUCAGAUUUUUUUUGUGUGUGUGUUUUUAAAUGCACGUCAAGGAAUUAACACAUGUAUACCAAAAACAUUUGUAAGUGCAACAACUUCUGGGAGAAAUGGUGUAUUUUCUUGAAAAAUUCCAUUGGUGCCAACACUUUCGUCCAUGACUCUGUGAUAUUAAUGCUGAAGUUUUAAUAAAAAUGUACAGAUAAUGA